AUGUCCAACAAGAUGGACUCCGAGUCUCUGCCCCCGCGGGCCCAGACCGUGGAAGAGAUCCUGGCCUCAGACAACCACUCUGCCCUCUCCUCCCUCACUCCAUCCCUCAUCCGCCUCUACAGUAUCCUCGCCCCAGCCUGCCUCGUCGUCUGCGCAACAAACGGCUACGACGGCUCCGUCCUGACGGGCCUCCAAGGCGUCGCCGCCUGGAACCGCGAAUUCGGAAGUCCCAAAGGCGCCCUUCUCGGCUUCACCAGCGCGGCCUACCCCCUCGGCGCAAUCAUUUCCACCCCCUUUUCCGCCUUCGUCUCGGACCGCUUCGGACGGAAAUGGUCCAUCCUCACGGGUAGCAGCAUCAUGAUUAUUGGCGUGCUGAUCCAGUGCCUCAGCCACUCCAUCGGACAAUUCAUCGGCGGCCGCAUCGUCGUCGGCUUCGGCAUCACCAUGGCCCUCGCCGCGGCGCCGGUGCUCAUCUCGGAGCUCGCGCACCCAAGGCACCGCGUGUUAUUCGGCUCGCUCUAUAAUACCAGCUUCUACCUCGGCGCCCUCACGGCGGGGUGGGUGACGUUUGGGAGCUACCGCAUCGCCGGUUCGUGGGCGUGGCGGCUUCCUACAAUGUUGCAGGCGCUCCCGGCGGUCAUCCAGAUGGUUUUCGUCUGGUUCCUAGACGAGUCUCCUCGUUGGCUUUGUUACAAGGACCGAGAUGACGAGGCAUUUAGCAUCCUUGUGAAGCAUCACGGGGGUGGGGACCCGUCCGACCCGCUGGUCGUUGCAGAGUUCCACGAGAUGAAGGUGGCUUUGCAGCUGGAGAAGCAGGUCAAGGAUGUAGGACCAAAGCUCUUCUUCAAGACACCGGCCAACAGGAAGAGACUCUUAAUUCUCCUUACUCUCGCCGUGUUCGGCCAGUGGAGUGGUAACGGUUUGGUGUCAUACUACUUGACAAAGAUAUUCACCAGCAUCGGCAUCACUAGCCAACGCGAGCAGACCAUGCUCAACGGAGUCAUCAGCACCGUGAACUACGCCACGGCUCUGUUUGCGGCAGCGCUUUCAACUAAGAUCGGCCGCCGGUGGAUGUUUGUCGGAGGCGGCAUUGCCAUGUGGCUCACCUUUUCGUCGCUGACGGCCAGUAUCGCGGUGUACAACACAACGGGCACUACGGCUGCUAGCCAGGCUGCGCUCGCCUUCAUCUUUAUCUUCUACGCCGCCUUCAAUAUCUGUCUCAACCCCUUGCUCUUCCUCUACCCCACGGAGAUUCUUCCGUUUAGGCUUCGGGCUAUGGGUCUUAGUGUCCUCGUCUUUGCUAACAAGGCCGCGUCGUUCUUCAACCAGUUUGUCAAUCCAAUCGGUAUGGACUCUCUGGGUUGGAAGUACUACUUGGUAUAUGUGGUGUGGCUUGUGAUUGAAGUGGCCGUCUUUUACUUCUUGUACCCUGAGACCAGAGGCCACAGCCUAGAACGCAUGCAGGAGGUAUUUGGGGAAGAGGUGAAGGAUGAUGGGCUGGACGAGAAGGGCUCGGUAGCCAAGGAUAUGAGGGUCAUAGAACACAGGGAAUGA
This is a messenger RNA of Colletotrichum costaricense, 1554 nucleotides long. RefSeq lists its product as uncharacterized. The record is from RefSeq and is a predicted model, not a curated record. Gene Ontology annotation, cellular component: membrane. The transcript has a single exon. NCBI's taxonomy places the organism in Eukaryota, Fungi, Ascomycota, Sordariomycetes, Glomerellales, Glomerellaceae. Gene Ontology annotation, biological process: transmembrane transport; carbohydrate transport. The coding region runs from base 1 to 1554 and encodes 517 amino acids. Gene Ontology annotation, molecular function: carbohydrate:proton symporter activity.